AUGACUACAAGAGGGGACAUACGCCUUUCAGUAAGCGAUAAGGGUGGGGAACUCGUAGUCAUGUCACAGGCUCUUGAUCGGGAAAUAACAAAUCUUCACUUGCAAGAUGAAACGAUCUAUCGCCGCGUAACAGAGAAAGAAUUCCUUGUGCAGUGCAAACGCUUGAAUCAUGUAUGGAUGACUAUGGGAAAAUCUGCUGGCCUUGACGAACGAUUUGUUAGCCGCCUAAAGCUUGACAAACCGACCUGCCCUGUGUUCUACAGCCUCAUCAAAACGCAUAAGCUGAAACCUGAUGAGGUCAACUCAACAUCAGCGGCCACAUUCAAAAUCCGACCAAUAAUAAGUUGUGUGGGAGGACCUGUGGUUCCUUAA
Necator americanus (New World hookworm) is the source of this 372-nucleotide messenger RNA. RefSeq lists its product as uncharacterized. NCBI's taxonomy places the organism in Eukaryota, Metazoa, Nematoda, Chromadorea, Rhabditida, Ancylostomatidae. Bases 1 to 372 code for a protein of 123 amino acids. The record is from RefSeq and is a predicted model, not a curated record. The transcript has a single exon.